AUGUGCGGCUCCCGAGAGCUCACGGCGCAGGAGCAGAGCAAGCGCCGCCGAGGCCCGGGGCCCCAGGCGGCGGCGGCGGCGGCGGCCGGGACGCAACAAAGAAAAGUAGUCCGAGAAGGAGCGGCGACGCGGGUCGUCGCCCCUCCUCGCCCAGGAAGGACGAACACCGUUAUGGCCACCCAGGUAAUGGGGCAGUCUUCCGGAGGAGGAGGUCUGUUCACCGGCAGUGGCACCAUGGGCAUGGCCUUGCCUAACGACAUGUAUGACUUGCCUGAUCUCUCCAGAGCUGAACUGGCUGCGCCUCAGCUCAUCAUGUUGGCAAAUGUGGCCUUAACUGGGGAAGUAAACGGCGGCUGCUGUGAUUACCUGGUUGGCGAAGAAAGACAGAUGGCAGAAUUGAUGCCUGUUGGGGAUAACAACUUUUCAGAUAGUGACGGAGAAGGACUUGAGGAGUCUCCUGAGGUAAAAGGCGAGCCCAGUGGGCUGGAAAACAUGGAACUGGAGAGUUUGGAACUCAGUGUUGUGCAACCGCGGCCUGUGUUUGAGGUGUCAGCUGCCUCAGAACCGUACAGCGCAAAUAAAGAUCUUCCUCGGGAAACCCCUGUAGCAGAGGACAAAUGCAAGAACUUGAAGACCAAGCCCUUUCGCUGUAAACCAUGCCAGUAUGAAGCAGAAUCUGAAGAACAGUUUGUGCAUCACAUCCGAGUUCAUAGUGCCAAGAAAUUUUUUGUGGAGGAAAGUGCAGAGAAGCAAGCCAAAGCCAGGGAAUGUGGCUCUUCCACCGGGGAAGAGGGAGAUUUCUCCAAGGGCCCCAUUCGCUGUGACCGCUGCGGCUACAAUACCAAUCGCUAUGAUCACUAUACUGCUCACCUGAAACACCACACCCGAGCCGGGGACAAUGAGCGAGUCUACAAGUGCAUCAUUUGCACGUACACCACAGUAAGCGAAUAUCACUGGAGGAAACACUUGAGAAACCAUUUUCCAAGGAAAGUAUACACAUGUGGAAAAUGCAACUAUUUUUCAGACAGAAAAAACAAUUAUGUUCAGCAUGUUCGAACUCAUACAGGAGAACGUCCGUAUAAAUGUGAACUUUGUCCUUACUCAAGUUCUCAGAAGACUCAUUUAACCAGACAUAUGCGUACUCAUUCAGGUGAGAAGCCAUUUAAGUGUGACCAGUGCAGUUAUGUGGCCUCUAAUCAACAUGAAGUAACCCGUCAUGCAAGACAGGUUCACAAUGGGCCUAAACCUCUUAACUGCCCACACUGUGACUACAAAACAGCAGAUAGAAGUAACUUCAAAAAACACGUGGAGCUACAUGUUAAUCCACGGCAGUUCAACUGCCCUGUAUGCGACUACGCAGCUUCCAAGAAGUGUAAUCUGCAAUAUCAUUUCAAAUCUAAGCAUCCUACUUGUCCUAAUAAGACCAUGGAUGUCUCAAAAGUGAAGCUAAAGAAAACCAAAAAGCGAGAGGCCGACUUGCCUGAAAACAAAAUCACCAAUGAGAAAACAGAAACAGAGCAGACAAAAAUGAAGGGGGAUGUGACUGGGAAGAAAAACGAGAGGUCUGUAAAAGUGGAGAAAAAAGAUAAUGUUUCAAAAGAGAAAAAGCCUUGUAGUAAUGCCUCAAGCCAAGUGACUACCAGAACUCGCAAAUCGGCACUGGAAGCUAAAGAGACGGAUGUGCACCCAGGAAAUAAUGCAGAAAAAAGCUGUAAAAGCAAGAAAAGCAAAAGGAAGACAGAAGCUAAAGCCCGUUCCUUACAAGAACGUGUGAAUGAUGAGGAACCUGUGACAAAAAAGAAAAAGAAGGCAGAAAGCAAAUCCAGAAAUAGUCAGGAAGUGUCGAAGGGUGACAGCAAAGUAGAGGAGAAUAAAAAGCAAAGUAGUUGCAUGAAAAACAGUGCAAAGAAGAAAACUCUGAGAAGUAAAUCAUGUAAAAAAAGCGGCAAGCCUGCUCAGAGGAGGCCCACUCAGAUAGAGCCUCCUCCUCCCAUGGAGUCUGCUGAGGGGGGGCCUGUUCAGACGGAGCCUCCUCCCGCCGCCCCCCCAUCUCCUCCCCCUCCCCUUGCCCCGGAGCGGCAUGCUGAGGUCGAGGUUGUUCAGACGGAGCGGCCGCCUCCUCCUCCCCCUCCCCCCCCAUCUCCUCCUCCACCUCUUCACCCCAGGGGGCAUGCUGAGGUCGAGGUUGUUCAGAAGGAGCCUGUUCAUGCGGAGCCUCCUCCUCCCGUGGAGCCGAUCCCCAAAAGGUCUCCUCACAAAGAUAAUGGCAAGGAAAAGACCAACAUGCAGAGUGAAAUGGCGCAGAAGGAGCAAGUCCUUAUUGAAGUUGGCUUAGUGCCUGUUAAAGACAGGCAGCUUCUAAAGGAAAGUGCCGGUGCACAGGAUCUCUUACCACCAUCACCACCUCUGCCAAAGGAAGACUUAAAAGAGGAAGAGUCAGAAGACCAAAAAUUAGUCCCUGCAGGCGAAGGACAUAAAGAAGCUCCUCUUCAAAAAGUGGAAGCAGAAGAGGCAGAUAAGAGUCUAGCUGGUCUUGCUGCUGUUACCAAGGCAUCUGCCAGUAUUUCAUCCUCUGAACAAAACUUGAAUAUGCCAGAGGGUGAAACUUCAGAUGGUAAACAUCAGGCUGACGCUAUGCUUUGUGAAAUGAAGAUGGACGCUGAUGAGAAGAAAACAGAGAAUCCCCCCGGCAGAGACUCGGCGGUUGAAGAACCAGCUUCACCACCACUUCUUCCUCUACCGCUAGAAAAAUGUGAAGCAGUGUCCACAGCUACUGUGGCAUCACCUCCUGUCACCGUGGCAGUAAAUGAGUCUCAGGAAAUGGAUGAAGACGAAGGCAUCCACAGUCAUGAUGGAAGUGACCUAAGUGACAACAUGUCAGAGGAUAGUGAUGACUCUGGAUUGAAUGGGGCUCGGCCAGUUCCACAAGAGACUAGUAGAAAAAAUGGAAAGGAAGCCUUGGCAGUCAAAGUGGCCGAGGGAGAUUUUGUUUGUAUCUUCUGUGAUCGUUCUUUUAGAAAGGAAAAAGAUUACAGCAAACACCUCAAUCGCCAUUUGGUUAAUGUAUACUUCCUUGAAGAGGCAGCUCAAGGGCAGGAGUAAAUAAACUUUGGGCAAGGCUUCAGUUCUUAGUUUGUAAGGUCUGUGACAUUUUGUAUUCAUUUGUAGUAGUAGACAGCCUUUUGUUUUUAAAAAAUUGCUUUAAUUAGUAUCCAAUCUUGAUUUUUAAGUGGCAUUCUUUUCCUUAGGAAUCCGUGUACCUAAUGAUGUACAAAUUUUAGCAAAUCCAAGGGAGUUAGUGUAAUAAACCAGCUAAAUCUAUUAGCUUUUGCUUUUAAUUGAACCCAGAAGGCCAAGGUGGUAUUAGAGCAUUCUGUCGAUUUGUUCAACUAUAACUAUUGAGUUUUUUCCCCAUGUCUACUCCUGUUUCACUUUAGUUUAUUCUUAGUUCCUUGUUUAGCUCUGUAAAAAUUGGCAUACUUAAAUAGCAAAUUACUUGAAGAAUUUGCCUGCUUUAUAUAAAGUUAGCACUUUAAAAUUGUUUUAGAAAUGAAAAGAGACAUUUAAAUUGAAGAGAAGUUCUGCCAACAAUGGACAGUGUAUCAGCCCAGCAGGUUUCAGAGUUUGGCAAUGCAACAGGAAAGAUUAGGAAAAGUAUUGAAGUAUGGGUGGAAAACUUGUUAAAAUUCUGAGAAGUCCAAGUUAAAAGACAUUUGAACUUGGAAUUGACUGGGAGGCCAAAGAUUUAAAGAAGCGGAAGAUUCUCUCAAGACAUGAGGAGUAAGUUGUGUUACUGGUGUGUGUUUUGUAUGCACGUUGGGGAUUUGUAAAUGAUGUUGAAUUCUAAGCUCCGACAAUCAUUGUCAAUGGAAGAUUAAGCUGCAAAUAUUUAUGUUUUAAAACUUAAAUUAUAAGGCUAGUUAAAUCUUUCUAACAACUAUUUUUUAAUAUUCAUGGGUACAUUUUAUAUAAGUUACCUUUUACAGUAUACAUGAAAAGAUUCAUGUUAAGUACAAAUUACAGAUUGGGAAUCAGUUUUGGGAAGAGGUUUUGUGGAUUCUUUUGAUACUUCAAAAGAAAAAAAUCUGACUUCUGGGGAAUUGGACUAAUUUUCUUGUCUAGAUUUUAAGACUAGAAUGCCAAAAACAAAAAUGUGAAGGAAAUUAAAACUCCUUAUUAUGAAAGUGAUCUGUGAAAACAUUGUUACUGGAAAUUGAAUGAACUUGAGGCCUUUCUUCCAGAAAACAAGGACUUGAUUGUCAGGCCUAUAUUAGGUUCUGAACCUUAAUGCCAUGUAUUUGUUCUUAUUAAAAAUUGUUUCAAUGAAAAGUGCAUUAGUAAUAAGAACUUCUGGUCUAGUUGGGAGUUCUUCCAUUUGAAAAAUGUGAUAUUUGCAUGGAAGUGUUUGAAUCUUUUUAUUUUCUCAGUAUACCCUCCACUGGAUAGGAUUGAAGCUAGAAUUUUCCCUUUUGAUAAAGGAAUGAAAAGUGAACAUGUUAUUUGUAGAUUGAUGUUUAGUACUAGAGCAAAAGUUGAAAUAUUAGAAUAUAAGCCUAAUCCUUGGUAGUCUUAUAAAAAUAUAUCUUUUAACUAUCUUCUGAACCUAUAUUCACAUUGGUUUUCAAGGUAUUUUAAGUUAUAUUUUCUUCCUCUUUUCAGAGCUGCUUCUAUGGGGCUGCCUUUUUUUCUUUUUUAAAGUUAAAUUGAGGUGUCAUUCACAAAGGGCUGCAUUUUUUGUUAAGGUUUCUUAUGACUAUGGCUGGGUGUUUUACUCUGGUCUCCCAAGAAGGGCCAUUUUAUCUUUGUCAUGACUUUGGAUUCCCUCUAGAGUCACUUCUAAAGUCAUGUGGUCUUUAACUUUGGGAACUAUUUCUCAUCUGAGUGCUAAUUCACAUUUAAGCUUGAGUCAUCGCCUAUCACCCCAUGAAUGUUGACAGUGGAAGGAAUACCUUUCCUGUAGUUUCAGUUCUAGACUGAAAACCUGGGGCAAGAAACUUCAUUUUCUUUUUUGCACAAAUCAGAAAAACAGCUACUGUGCAGUUCCCUUGUUGACCUCAGCAGAUGAACUGGACUGGUAGUGUUAAUUCAGAUUUAAGAAAUUAUCUGAAUCUUGAUUUGAGUAAACUUGUGAUCUACAUGCAAUAUUAACUAGAUUGGAUUGCUUUUAUAUUUUCACACGUACACAUAGGCUCUCCCCACCCUCAUCAACAUCCAUUAGUUAUCGAACUUUGUGAACUGGCAUUGAAACAUUACAACAAUGUUUUGUUGCACCAAUUUUAUAAACUUUUACAGUGCAAUACGUGUUAUUUUUCAGAGACAAACCAAAGUUUAAUUUCUCAAGGUUCAUGCUGUUUGCUUUAGCAGCAUUUGAUGGUGGAUCUUUUAUAUACAUUUGUAAUAGAUGGAAAAAUAAACCAGAUUGCAAAUGCUUUUUCUUUCUUUUUUAAAGCAAACCAUGUACCAAGUUUUUUGGUCCAAAUUGUGUAGGAUAAGUUAAAUUGCGUUCUAAUAACCAAUAUGAGUGUAUUUCUGUAAGUAUAGUUAUGUUGAAAUAAAGUUUUAAAAAGCA
Molecule: messenger RNA, 5569 nt
Organism: Lagenorhynchus albirostris (white-beaked dolphin)
Lineage: Eukaryota; Metazoa; Chordata; Mammalia; Artiodactyla; Delphinidae
Gene: REST
Product: RE1 silencing transcription factor
Exons: 6
Coding region: 1-3102 (1033 amino acids)
Biological process (GO): regulation of gene expression
Cellular component (GO): nucleus
Source: RefSeq, a predicted model, not a curated record